Molecule: messenger RNA, 1185 nt
Organism: Phytomonas sp. EM1
Lineage: Eukaryota; Euglenozoa; Kinetoplastea; Trypanosomatida; Trypanosomatidae
Source: the annotation of a GenBank genome assembly
AUGGACUCCACACACCUUAAAAUCGUCGCCGCUUUUUAUCCCAUCGCUGACGUCUUCUCGGCGGCCCUAUGCAACCCGUUUCUUGUGUCGCACUUCAACAGCGCUCCACUGGACUCGAGUAGUCUUCACAAUGCUGCAGAGGCACCGCAAGCUCUGCUUAAGUGGUUGCCGCGUACCUCCAAAAUGGUUUUAUCUCAGAUCUGCAAAGGCAUAAAACGUUUGCAGGUAGUGCAUGACGAUUGUAAACUUGACACAAGUGAUAAUGGCAACUGUCAAUGCAGUGCCGACACCUCUGAAAGCACUAUCUACCACGCGGUCAUUUUUUUUCUAUCUUCCGCGUUAGCCCCCGUGAUGGCUGACGUACCAGUAAGCGCGCUGGCGUCUGUGAAGUUGGAGGCCGCGUGCUUGCGGUUGCUUGGGCUCAUUCAAGAUGUGUCCAAAGCAAGUGCAUGGUAUGUGUGCUCAGAUCGAAUAGCCUUGGGCGAAGUUUGGAGGAAUUACCGUGAUACGCUACCUCGAACUUCCCCUAGCAACAAUGACGGGGCGUUCCUUGUUAGCGGGUUGCGUUGGUCGCUUACAAGCUUUCAGUUAUUGCUUCGCGCUCUAUUUCUUGCUCUUUCAUCCUGCUGGAGGAGGACGUUGCUGCCAAUCAGGACGACUCGGACCACAGGGACAAAACGUCGGCCGCAUGUCCGAUCAUCUCGUCUUUCUACUCGUCAUCGGAAGAUAGGUAAGGAUCGCGAUAUCUACGGAAAGAAUUGUGGGGCUAAAAUCAGAACUGCAACUCCAUGCGAUUCGGUCGACAGUUUACUGCUGUUCUACCCAGCUGAGUACUUCAGCAGACAGCUGGAAGCGGCACGAUCCCAAAAGAGCUCUCUCCUAAUAUCUAUCGCACGAAAAGAUGCUAAUACUACACUCUCGACAACUAGUCAUGCUAGAAAUGUGAAGCAACGCAAAACUUCACAGGGUACUGCAAGCAAAGACUGUGUUACGGGUGAGGUGUUGUGGGGAGCCCGGGGUAGGUCCUCACGUAGACGGUCGUCUCACUUGAGGGGUCCGAGGCUUUUAACGCAGGGUUAUCGCCGUAGUAGGUCGUUUUCAGAGGAAAGUAGCACCACUACUCACAGUAGCAGUACUGGAGACGAAACGAUCUCCUCUUCAAGCGUAAAUGAAGUUGAGACGUAG